Molecule: messenger RNA, 3884 nt
Organism: Centruroides sculpturatus (bark scorpion)
Lineage: Eukaryota; Metazoa; Arthropoda; Arachnida; Scorpiones; Buthidae
Gene: fz
Product: frizzled-2-like
Exons: 1
Coding region: 386-2095 (569 amino acids)
Biological process (GO): canonical Wnt signaling pathway; non-canonical Wnt signaling pathway
Cellular component (GO): plasma membrane
Molecular function (GO): Wnt receptor activity; Wnt-protein binding
Source: RefSeq, a predicted model, not a curated record
AGUCGUGGAAAGGUGUUAUACAGAAUACAAAUAGGCGAAGAUACAGGAAACACGACAUAGAGUAAAGUAGCAUUUCCAUUAUAAGCGGACAACGAGACCCUUAAUGCAAACAAGGCCGAUUUCUUCCCAACAUUUCUUUCAACAUCGGGUCAAUGCCAUUCAAACAAGCCAACCAACUUGCUGUCGACGGUGUUAUCGCACCGCCCAUCGUUUUCGUUCGACCAAUCCCAAUCGACGGAGACAAACUGCUUUUCGUUGUGUCUGGAUACAGAACGUCAUCCCUUCUUGUUAUUGUGCAUCCAGCACGGGUUUAAACCUUAUUUGUGAGUGGAAACUGCUGACCAACCGUCAAAAAAUACUGGAAUUACGAUGAGAAAGAGGUGAAAUGAACUUUAGGACACCGAAAAUGUCGGUAGGUGACGUGAUUGUGUUGUGUGUCGCCAUUACGGCUAUCCAACAUGGAGAUUUUCGCGUCGUGGCUCAAGUAUCUAGCUCCAGAGUGUCUGAUCGCGAAAGCGUUAUACCUCAUCACGGCAGAUGCGAGCCUAUAACCAUCCCUUUGUGUAAAGAUAUACAAUAUAAUGAGACUAUUAUGCCGAAUUUGUUAAAUCAUCAGAAACAAGAAGAUGCCGGUUUAGAAGUCCAUCAGUUCUUUCCUCUGGUCAAGGUACAGUGUAGUGCAGAUUUACAAUUUUUCUUAUGUUCCAUGUACGCACCCGUUUGUACCAUUAUAGAGAGAGCUAUACCACCUUGUCGCUCCCUAUGCCAAUCGGCUCGCAACGGUUGCGAAGGGUUGAUGAACAAGUUCGGGUUUCGAUGGCCCGAAAGUUUAGACUGCGCUAAAUUCCCCGAAGCCGGUGGUGAAGAACUGUGCGUAGGAGAAAACAAUACAGAACGAUCCCAACAAGCAGGAACGAAGAAACCUCCCACCGGUCAUCAACCUCCGACUCGCAACGAAACUUUGAAAGGUAGGGAUUUCAUUUGCCCUAUUGAGUUUAAAGUGCCUCCGGGCGAAGGUUAUGUAUUUCGAAUAGGAAACAAGGAGAUAAAAAACUGUGGUACACCCUGUGAUGGUAUGUUCUUCAACGAACAAGAGAGAAAGUUCGCAAGGACCUGGAUCGGAACCUGGGCUAUUUUGUGUAUGGCAUCGACUUUAUUUACCGUUCUGACCUUUAUGCUUGAUAUACAACGAUUCAGAUAUCCCGAACGCCCUAUCAUCUUUCUAUCAAUUUGUUACUUUAUGGUUGCUCUGACUUACGUCACGGGUUUUGCAUUAGGUGACAAUGUGGUUUGUAAUAAACCAUUUAAACCACCAGAUGGCCAGACUGGGGUGACUAUGAUACGCACAGUUACUCAAGGCAACCAGAAAGAAAGUUGCACCAUACUUUUUAUGAUGCUGUAUUUUUUUAGUAUGGCUAGUUCUAUCUGGUGGGUCAUUUUAACUCUUACAUGGUUACUCUCGGCUGGUCUGAAAUGGGGCCACGAAGCAAUAGAAAAUAAUUCGCAAUACUUUCAUUUGGCUGCUUGGACUGUACCUGCAAUUAAGACCAUUACCAUAUUAGCUAUGGGAAAAGUCGAAGGUGAUGUGUUAAGUGGAGUGUGCAAUGUAGGUAUCUGGAAUGUAGAUGCUUUAAGAGGAUUUGUAUUAGCACCUCUCUCUGUUUAUCUCGGAUUGGGAACCGUGUUUCUAUUAGCUGGAUUCGUUUCACUCUGUCACAUAAGGACAGUUAUGAAGCACGACGGAACAAAAACAGAUAAAUUAGAAAAAUUAAUGAUAAGAAUUGGCGUUUUCUCAGUACUUUAUACCGUACCGGCCAUUAUAGUACUUGCUUGCUACUUUUACGAACAGACAUAUUUUGAGUCAUGGAUGCUAUCGUGGCAGCGAGAUAAAUGUUCGCAUCCUCAUUACAGCAUCCCAUGCCCUAUAGGUAAUGAAAAAUACCUGUCGAAACCAGAAUUUGCAGUCUUCAUGAUCAAAUAUCUCAUGACUCUAGUUGUUGGGAUAACGUCUGGGUUUUGGGUAUGGUCAGGAAAAACUGCACACUUGUACGUUCGACUGUUCCGUCGAAUCUGUGGAGGAGAAGCUUAUGUAUGACCCUAAAUCCUCCCACAAAACUACUACCAAACUGUUAAAUGGCUGGCUGCUAUUUUUCUACGACUUGUCAGAAGGAAGUCUCCCUUCCUGGUAAUUUAGUACUAGGAUUCAAGUCAGGCUUUCAGUGAAUAGAAAAGACCCCCUCCCGUGUCGCUUUUUUCCUCCCUGGAAUAGUGACUCACACAUACCACAGCCUCGCCUCGCUUCAAGUUGGAAACAAAAUUCAAGGCGCACGACCUAUACAACACCAGUGCCAAUAAAGAUCAGUGUACAGUGGACAGAUGUAUGUGGUUUAUAUAUAUAAAUAUAUAUAUAAUUGUUUGUUUGACAUUCCCUCAUUUCUACCGUCCCGAUUAAUGUUUCAUGUACAUAAUCAUUCACAUAUAUAUAUUAAUUUUUAUUUUACUUGUCGGUAUAUUUCUUGUUUUUAUCAUCAUUGUAAAAUUUAGUGAAUUAUACAAUCAAUGUACAAACUGAUGUGGUUUUUCUCGCUUUAUUUAAACUUCCAGAACAGAUCUACUACUCCAGCCUCACAUGAAAUGGCUUCAUUCUCAAAGUUUUUCUCUCGUUCCCGCUUAUGUAAACAUUCGCCAACUGUUACAAGUCACUUUGCAUGAUCUCUCUCAGGUAUUUUACAAGGUUCCACACCCAAUUGCCCCGGAGAAACUCCCAUUGUCUAAGUUGGUAUGCAAGACUUGUUCGUAUGAUUGAUUGUUACGUCUCUACCUGUUGCGUGGAUAAAGCCCUGUCGAACUCAGGUAAAUGUGCCAUCUGUUCUUACGUUAACAGGAUAUUUUUCGUCCUCAAUCACCCCACUGAGAAUUAAUAUAGUAUGUUGGACAGAGAUAAAAAUCUGAAGAAAAGAAAAUUAUUUUUAAUUUAUUGCAUUUUUCUAAAUCGCAAUAAGCCUAUUUCUUCUACAUGCAAAUUCGAUUUUUAACCCGUGAAAAAUUAAUUUUCAAAAAUCAACUUUUGCCUGCUCGUCUAGAAGAUAGAAGGAUUAUUGGCGCGGUUAGACUAGGCACCUGGUCAGACUGGUCCAUUUUCGAAUUUGGGGGAUGGACGGACUUACCUUGGAAGAAGCACUUGAUAAAUUCACAAGUAAGUUUCCAGAUGCUGUUUUGUAUGUUUUCGACUGCGCGUGAUCGUGUGUUUAAAUUAAACUUGGCACGAGUUUAGGGGAGAUGAGGGGGUUCGACAUCGAAGAUACUAAACAAAUCAUUAAGAAUACCAUCAGCAAUUGUGCAUGUUUUCUUUUAAAAAAAAUUCUGCAAAUCUCUAUUAUCCAAAAUCGUUUGAUUACAUUUUAAUGGGCUACUAAACGAGCGAGGGAACAGGAGGUUCCGUAACUAUCUCUUUAUCGAAUUUCACUAAAAUGACUUUAAGAAAAGCAAUAAAAUCGUUUCCCCUCUCUCCCCAUUCAAUGAAAAUGAGGAUUUUUACCUCAUAAAACACUGUAAAUCCACAAAUAAGUGGGUAACGUCGUUAACCUUUGUCUACCUUCUUUUUUUUUCUAAAAAUCUACUAUCCUUUUAAAACAUGACAUCUUUUACUCUGUAUGUAACUGAUUAAUUAUCAGUGUGAUUACAAGAAUAAACAUUAUCUUGAAUUGAAAAAUUCUCUCGUGUCUUGCAAAGUCUUUAAUCCUCGUUUGAUGAACUAAGCUUUCUUUAUGCUCCAAAACAUCGUCUUUCGUUAAUGCCUGGCAAUGUAACCAUAGCAACGAUAGGGCGUCACCCCAUCAUCAAAAGCGUCACCCCGUACGUGUAUCUCGUCAAGAUGGCGGAUA